Molecule: messenger RNA, 4286 nt
Organism: Vombatus ursinus (common wombat)
Lineage: Eukaryota; Metazoa; Chordata; Mammalia; Diprotodontia; Vombatidae
Gene: PRR5L
Product: proline rich 5 like
Exons: 9
Coding region: 228-1337 (369 amino acids)
Biological process (GO): TORC2 signaling
Cellular component (GO): TORC2 complex
Source: RefSeq, a predicted model, not a curated record
CAGCCUCGGAGCUAGCUUGACCUGCUGCAUCCUCCCGGGCUUUUCAAGUCAAAGAACUCAGACUUCCUGAAAUUGUUGCACUGGAUACGUCGGCUGAACCGGUGGUUUUGAAAAAAGAACGAGGGUCACCAUGGGGCGGUGGCUCUGGGCAGCAGAGGGCCCUUUUAGGUCAGAACCCGAAGGCCUUUGAGACGAGAAGAGGAGGAGGUGUCCCUUCACCAGAACCUAUGACCCGAGGCUCUGCUCCCACCCUGUACCUGCCCAUUGAGUUCCACAAGAUGGGCUCCUUCCGAAGGCCGAGGCCCCGCUUCAUGAGCUCCCCUGUGCUGAGUGACCUGCCCCGCUUCCAGGCUGCUCGCCAGGCCGUGCAUCUCAGUUCCAAUUCAGCCUGGAACAGUGUCCAGACUGCGGUCAUCAACGUGUUCAAAGGAGGAAGCCUGCAGAACAAUGAGCUAUUCCUGCUGAAUGAAAACAUCAGGCGGCUGCUGAAGAGUGAACUUGGAUCCUUCAUUACAGACUAUUUCCAGAACCAGCUGCUUGCUAAAGGGCUCCUGUUUGUGGAAGAGAAGGUUCACCUGUGUGAAGGUGAAAAUCGAAUUGACCUUCUGGCUGAAGUAUGGGAUCAUUUCUUCACUGAGACCCUCCCCACCCUGCAGGCGAUAUUUUACCCUGUUCAGGGGCAGGAGCUGACUAUCCGCCAGAUCGCCCUGCUAGGCUUCCGGGACCUCGUUCUCCUCAAAGUAAAGCUGGAGGAGAUGCUUCCCGUGGGACAGACCAAAGUCCCGUCGUCCAUCGUCCAGAUGCUGCUCAUUCUUCAGAGUGUCCAUGAGCCCACGGGCCCCAGCGAGGGCUACCUGCAGCUGGAGGAGUUGGUGAAACGGGUUGUGUCUCCCUUCCUUGGCACCAGCAGUGGGGACCGAGUCUUCUCAAGUGCUGCUUGUGCGCUGGCGCGACGGCAUUCUCGAGCCCGCCCCAAGGUGACGGUCCUGAACUACUCGCAGGGAGCAGUGACCCCCCGACCUCUCCACGAGAUGGCCUUGACCCCGCUGACGGAACAGGAGGGGGAGGCGUACCUAGAAAAGUGCGGCAGCAUCCGCCGCCAUACCGUGGCCAACGCCCACUCGGACAUCCAGCUGCUUGCCAUGGCCACCAGGAUGCACUCUGGCAUGGGGGAAGAGUCCGACGGCAGCGACAAAUGCCUGCUCCUCCCGCCUAGCUUCCCUCCCCACCGGCAGUGCUCUAGCGAGCCCAACAUUGUAGACGGCCCCGAGGAAUUAGAGGAGGGGAUGGCAGACGUUCAGGAGCGUGGGGAGCUCAGCUGUACAUCUCUCAGCUGAGACACUCCCCUCGGUAAGGCAGGCAACCCCAGGAGAAGGAGAACCCCAGGCAAGAAUUUCUCUGUGGCCAGAGAUUACCCCAGAAAGUCAGAAAGUUUGUCCUUGCACCUGAGGAACACUUCUUUAUUUCACUGUAUGGGGACAAGCCGGGUUUAAUUCUGUCCUCAAAGUCAUGUCCAAACGUCAGGACCUUUGGUGAUACUGCCUCUGCAUCCCCCUCUGAACCUCAUCCUCCCUGUUUGGACCAGACAUUGCCUGACAUCUCAAAGACCCAGUUCAGUAGCACCCCCUGUCCUGAGUCUCUGGAUUCUAACGCUGUGGCCCAGGCAGCCUCUUCUAACGAUCCCUAAGGCAGGUCCCUUCAACAGCGAAUUCCCUUGUGCUGCCAGGGGUAUUCCUCAAUAUGUGUGGCAUUUUUCUAGCGGGGGGUGGUUGACUGGACCUUGGUCACUCGGUUGACUGUACUGAUCUUUCUUGUUGCUUUUCAGGCAAAGGAUUAUGGGGAACGUAGAGGAGGAGGAAGACAGAGUUAACUUACCUCCUUCCAUGUUGGGAAAGUGAAAGAUGAGAAACCUCUUAAUUCCUCAGAUUCCAAAUGAAUGAUGGCAUCUUAGGAAUGCUUUGAAUUCAGAGCAUCUUGGUUUGUGUGUUUCAUAUGUAAAGGAAGCGUUAUCCCCAAAAGUGGGACAGGAUGGAGUUUAUGUGGGUAGCAUUUCAAUCCAGUAAAGAAGGGUGCUGUGACUGAGACCUCUCUGUUGGACCCAGACAAUUCCUCCUUGGGGACCCUUGUCAAAUGCAAAGAACAUGCCUGUGUGUGUGUGUGUGUGUCUGUCUGUCUGUGUACUUGAGUGUGUGCAUGCAUAUGUGUGUGUGUGUUUGUGUGAGAGAGACACCCAAGGUCUUUACCUUCUUAAUUCAGACACUGACCUUUUAUUCCCAAUUUUGAGUGAAAAUGACUGCCUGACAACUGUUAGACUAUUCCUGGAAUUGACUUGAAUUUUUAAACUUGUGUAUAGUUCAUUAAAAAAAAGGGGUGUUUGUUUUUUGUCUGUUUGCAAAGGUUUGCACGUAGGAUCUUGCACUUUUCAUCUAAUGUCUUCAAACUGGAAUACACCUCUCCUCCUCACCUUCCCCACAGCUAGUGGCUGCCAGGAGUAUUUUAGGAGCAAGGAAGUCUGUGUGGUGACAGCUGGUGGGCCACUCAGAACUACAAAGGCCACGGCUCUUGAAACUAAAGCAAGCCUCUGUGUACUGUGUUAGUAGCUUAUGAGGCAGAAUCCCCACACCACUUCCUGCUAGCCCCUCAGGUCUUGUGAAUGGAAAGCCGUCCCUAGAGUCAGGAAGUCCCACUUUGGAUACAUCCUAACCUUGUGAUGAUGGGCAGAUCACUUGAACCUUUCAUUGGCAGUUGUCCAAGGUCAGUUGCCAAUCUGCAUCUAAAGACAUUUCUACCCUGAGAAUUUCCCCACAAUGAUGAAAGGUUAGGGCAGGAGGCAUUGGGGGAAGCUACCUUGCCUUGUGGGUUAAGAUUUCACCCUGGGGAGGUGACAGGAGACAGAGAAGGGAGAAACCCAUUCUCUGUGGGUCCGGAAAUGUGUCCGCUUCCAGUGGACCCCCCGAACUUGUUAGACUGGCACACCAUUCAGGAGAGGAGCAUUGUGUGGAUGUGAGUUAUUAGUCUUGUGAUAUUUCCAUUAUUAAAUCCAACGUUGUAGGGCGACUCUAUUACCUGCAAACUCCAGCCAGCCCUCUCCCCUUUCUCUAAAUGUGUUUCACUGUCCAAAGUCCCUUCAGAUGACGACUUCCUUGGCUUUUGUUAGUCUGUGGAAAACAUUUUUUUUUUUAAAUAAUAGUGACACGGGCAAACCUGACUCCAUGUGGAUGUCAAGCCAGGGGGAGGUGGUUAGAGCCACCGGCAAGGGAGGAAGGAUCUCCUGAGCCCGAGGCCUUGUGCAUCACCUCUGUCAUUUGCUGAUAGCCUCUAGGAAAUGUGAUAAUUUAUACGCUUUCUCUGUCGUGUAACUUUGGAAACUGUUUGUUAAAAAUUGCUCAAUUUAAAAUGGUGUCUUAGUGACUCUUAGACUGUGAAGAGACCUCGGGUCAUCCAGAGCUCAGUCCCUUCACGUCAAGUCUGUUUUUUUUUUCCUUCUGCCCCUCUUAGUAAUGAAAGAUAAGUUUUCUAAAUGAAAUCUUUGAGAACUCACAGGAAAGGUUUUUUUUUCCCCCCAAACAAAAUCUUUGUCUGCGACUUGAUUAGGCUCUGUGAACUGAGCAGCACCCACUUGCAAUCAGAAAAGUAAUAAGUUGUGCCCCUGCUAACACGUUUUUUUCAACAUAGUGGUACAUUUAACUGACGGCUGCUACCCUUAGCGUUAUUUACACAUUGAACAUAAAUCAUAUGCAUUCAUCCUGGAAUUGUGCUAACAUGUACUUUUUAAUUAUCAAGGCAAAGGGUCUGUUAAAAUACACACAAACAAAGCACUGAUGUUUAAAAAAAAAAAAGCCAUCAGUUAAAUACAUAAACCAUUAGGUUAAGAAGAGAAGUGUUCCUAAGGAAACGAUUCACCAAAUCCUGUUUGUUCAUGGGUAUGAGCUAGUUGGAGGACUUUGCCCUCAAUCUAUACGUGUAUAUAAUUAUAUAUAAUAUAUUGCUCUACUGUAUUAUAUAAAAUUAUACGUGUCAUUCUGUGUAUGUUAAAGAUUUGUUCAUGGUGUAUAGAUAGGUUAGCCUUCACCCUUGUAACAGGAAUGAUAUCCUUAGUGGUAUGGCUGUUAUUUCCUCCAUUAUGGAAUGAGGGACCACUCCCACUGUAUUUGCUAGACUUUUCUAAUUGUUGACAGAAGCCAACUCAACUAUAAAGUCCAGGCCCAUGAGCCAAAAGUCUUUCAAGUUGUCUGUUUGUUAUGUUCCCCAAGUAGAGUCAAUAAACACCAUUUUGUGUUCCUGCG